UGGAGGGCGGUGUCCUCGUGGCCUAUAAAGCAAGUGCUCGGGGGGGCGCGUGCGCCUCUCUGGUGCCGGAAGCGGGCGGGGACAGCGUUGGAGUUGUCGGCCGCGUGCGGCCUGUCCUGGAAGGCGCAGCUCCCGCUGCAGCCGCGGCCCUGAGGCGAGAAGGACACACCUCGGUCAGGGCGAUGCUCCGGGGGCGCCGGGAGGAGGAUGGUGGGGAACAGCGACCGUGGCGAGACCGGGCUGGCUGCGACGACGGGGAGGUGCCGUUCAGCAGCGAGCGGCUCAGGCGAAAGCAGCCGGAGCAGGGGACGGUGAGCAGGAUGGAGGAGGAGGAGGAGGAACGGCUGGAGGGGGAGCAUUUCCGGAGAAUCAUCAACGCCUUCCGAUACUACGGAACUAAUAUGCAUGAGCAAGUGAACAGAACAGAGAGACAGUUUAGAUCCCUCCCAGCCAACCAACAAAACCUACUUCCUCAAUUUCUUCUUCAUCUGGACAAGAUUCGGAAAUGCAUUGAUCAUAACCAAGAGAUCCUACAGACCAUUGUGAACGAGUGCAAACAUAUGUUUGAAAAUAAAGAAUAUGGAGAAGAUGAAAGUGGGAAGAUUGUGCCAGCCUCUACGUUUGACAUGGAUAAAUUAAAGUCCACUUUGAAACAGUUUGUAAGAGACUGGAGUGAAACGGGGAAACCUGAGAGAGAUUCCUGCUACCAGCCAAUCAUUAAUGAAAUUGUAAAGAACUUUCCAAAAGAGAGAUGGGAUCUCUCCAAAGUUAAUAUCCUGGUACCUGGUGCUGGGCUAGGUAGAUUGGCCUGGGAAAUAGCUAUGCUCGGUUAUGCUUGCCAAGGAAAUGAAUGGAGCCUCUUUAUGCUCUUUUCUUCUAAUUUUGUACUCAACAGAUGCUCUGAAAUUAACUCUCAUAAACUUUAUCCCUGGAUUCAUCAGUUUAGCAAUAACAGGAGAUCUGCUGAUCAGAUACGACCAGUUUAUUUCCCUGAUGUUGACCCCCACAGUCUUCCUUCUGGUGCAAACUUUUCUAUGACAGCAGGGGAUUUUCAAGAAAUUUACUCAGAGUGCAAUAUGUGGGACUGCAUAGCAACCUGCUUCUUCAUAGACACAGCGCAUAAUGUCAUUGAUUACAUUGACACAAUAUGGAAAAUUCUCAAACCAGGAGGAAUAUGGAUAAAUUUAGGUCCUCUCCUUUACCACUUUGAAAACUUGGCAAAUGAACUUUCUAUAGAAUUGAGUUAUGAGGAUAUAAAAAAUGUUAUAUUACAGUACGGAUUCCAUCUAGAGGUACGGAUAGAUUGUGGAGAAAGAAUCUGUAUUGUCUACAUACACUGUGAAUGAACUAUCCAUGAUGAAAUACUACUAUGAAUGUGUGUUGUUUGUGGUUAGGAAACCAGAGUUGCAGUGUUUCAAAUAGAUUCUUCAGAAAAAAUGCUGGAGAUAACGCUAAAAUUUACAACACACAAUGGACUAGGUAAUGACUGGAUACAACCUCAAAUCAGUGGUGCCUUGUUUAUUCUUAACAGGAAUUUGAGAGUGUCUAUUUUCUUAAUACCUGUAUUGCUAUCCAGAUAUAUACUGUGCCAUGCAUAUUUGUACUGUACUAGUGAAUAUGGAAGAAAAUGUACACAUACACAGCCCUCAUUCAUCAGAGUGCAUACAAACAUCCCAUUUUCACAAGUAUAAAACUCCUGUUUUAAUGUCUGCCAUGAGGUUGUCCUGAUAAAAAUGGUUUAAUAAUUAUUCAACAGUACCGAAAUCCAAAAUAAUUUACCUUUUAUCUGCAGCUGUAUCUAACAUGCACAAUCUACAGCUCUCAAGAUCUGUUGGAAAGGAUGUACAAUUCUGUGUUUGAUAUCAGAACUGGGACUGUUAUUUCCACUUUCGAUCUGAGGCUUAAAACAAAAAAUGUUCUUUGUGUAUUCUGCCUCAGUUUUUAAACAAAAUUCUAAUUUUCAUUUUUCCUUGUGGCUUUGUGAAUGUUUAGAGGUAUAAUACAAGCUCAGCCACAGUUUAGAGAAGGAUUUCUUAACAUCAAUUUAAAAAUAGAAUAUUUACAAAAUCUGAAAUUUUUGAGCAGUGCUAAAAUGUUUCUUGAAAGCUGCAUUCAUUGUGACUUAGCGCUCCCAGGACCAUUUUCUGUAGGACUGAAAAUAGAAACAAAAGAUAAAAUAUUUUAUAAACUCUAAAUUAUAAUUUUCUGGCCAGGCUAAGCUUAGCAAUCUAUUCUAAUAGUUUGUUGGCUUUGGUAAUUUGAAUAUUGAUAUAUGAAAUCAUAGUAUGGAGUGAAACAAAGCAUCAUGUCACAAAGGAACAGGAGUAAAUUAACCUUGAAACGAAAAUAAGACUUGGUCUGCUAAUGCAGCAACUGCACUCUCACUUUGCCCAUUUGAAGUUUAUCAGUGUAACUUAUCUGUUGCUUAAAUAAAGUGUUUGAAGCAUUUA
Messenger RNA from Mauremys reevesii (Reeves's turtle), 2450 nucleotides. RefSeq names its product carnosine N-methyltransferase 1 (gene CARNMT1). Lineage: Eukaryota; Metazoa; Chordata; Testudines; Geoemydidae. Gene Ontology annotation, molecular function: S-adenosylmethionine-dependent methyltransferase activity. Bases 183 to 1346 code for a protein of 387 amino acids. The record is from RefSeq and is a predicted model, not a curated record. The transcript is spliced from 8 exons.